Molecule: messenger RNA, 5545 nt
Organism: Phyllopteryx taeniolatus (common seadragon)
Lineage: Eukaryota; Metazoa; Chordata; Actinopteri; Syngnathiformes; Syngnathidae
Gene: valopa
Product: vertebrate ancient long opsin a
Exons: 5
Coding region: 317-1480 (387 amino acids)
Biological process (GO): visual perception; G protein-coupled receptor signaling pathway
Cellular component (GO): photoreceptor outer segment; membrane
Molecular function (GO): G protein-coupled receptor activity
Source: RefSeq, a predicted model, not a curated record
GCGAGCUGCCUGUGAGGCGUCGAGUCCAGCGCGCACGUCGCAGCGGCUCUCCUCUCUUCUGCGCUCACGCUUCUUUUUUUUUUUUUUUUUUUUUGUGUGUGCUCUUUUUAUAGAAACAGCUUCCACUUUUCUUCUAGUUUUCACGCUCUUCGCUGCUCUGUCAUGCGUUUUGGACGGCGUGGAUCUCAACGCAUAAACUUGAUUAAACGCAGCGUGGCGGCGCGCAACUUGACGUAAAGUUGACAAUAUGAGCAAAUUCCCGAUUUCGUCUGCGUUACAGACAACACGCAAGUAGUCUGCACUGUGGUCAUGGACUAUGGAUGCUUUAAGUCUGUCCGUGAACGCGGUGUCCUACACUGUGGCGGCUGAGCUGAGCCCGAUCGAUGACCCGUUCACUGGACCCAUCCACAACAUCGCGCCGUGGAACUUCACCAUUUUGGCCCUGCUCAUGUUUGUGGUCACCUCCCUUUCUCUGAGCGAAAACUUCCUCGUCAUGUUUGCCACAUACAAGUUCAAACAACUCAGACAGCCGCUGAACUACAUCAUAGUGAAUUUGGCCAUAGCUGACUUUCUGGUCUCCCUCACAGGAGGACUCAUAAGUUUCCUGACUAAUGCCAGAGGAUAUUUCUUCCUGGGCCAUUGGGCUUGUGUGGUGGAGGGCUUUGCUGUCACUUUUUUCGGAAUUGUAGCCCUGUGGUCUCUGGCCGUUCUGUCCUUCGAACGAUUCUUCGUGAUCUGCCGACCUCUGGGUAACAUUCGACUGCAAGCCAAACACGCCGUCACGGGUCUGCUCUUCGUCUGGAUCUUUUCCUUCGUUUGGACCUUCCCUCCAGUGCUGGGCUGGAACAGAUACACUGUCAGCAAGAUUGGAACAACCUGUGAGCCUGACUGGUAUUCAUCCGACAUCACUGACCACAGCUACAUCAUCACUUUCUUCUCCACUUGUUUCAUUCUGCCUCUUGGACUUAUCUUCUUCUGCUAUGGAAAGCUCCUGAAGAAGCUCCGGAAGGUGUCCCAUGGUCGUCUGGCCACUGCCAGGAAACCGGAGCGUCAGGUGACCCGUAUGGUCGUAGUCAUGAUUAUAGCGUUCAUGGUGGCAUGGACACCAUAUGCAGUCUUUGCUAUACUGGUUACAAUUCAUCCAAGCAUUGAACUGGAUGCGAGGUUGGCUUCCAUCCCUGCCUUCUUCUCUAAGACAGCUGCGGUGUAUAACCCAAUCAUCUACGUGUUCAUGAACAGACAGUUCAGGAAGUGCAUCAUCCAGCUCUUCACCGGCAUUGUGGCCAUGCCGGAAAGCAACAUGAACCAGACAUCAGAGCGACCAGGAACCACUGCAGACAGUCAAACAGGAGAAAUGGCUGCCAUCGCAGCCCGUAUCCCCAUCGGUGGUACAAGAUCGCCCAGGUCUGAAGAUUCUCAGACUGACUGUGGCUCCUUUGCUCAGCGCCCCAUCCCAGAGAACAAAGUGUGUCCGAUCUAAAAGCAAAGCUACUCGCUGCAGGUCUACUCCAACAUGUAUUUCCUGUCCCAAACCCUUUUGCCAUAUUGUAGCUUUGGACUUAGUCGUUUUCUCUUAUUGCAAGGAGGGGGUAGGCUCAAAAUAUCAAUCCAAUCAAUCAAACUUUAUUUGUAAGCUCUUUUCAUACAAUGGAGUGCAAAAGCACACGACUUACCCAUUUGAUACUUCAUAAAUACAAGCUUGUCUUACAUUUGUUUCUGCUGGCGGCUACCUUUGUUGUUCUCUUGACCACAUUUGCACAACUUCUAGUGUGUCACAAAAUACGACCCGCACUUUAACUGACUUGAUAGACUUUCAUACGGUAUCGCCAUGAGAAUAGAAACUUCUGGCAAAUCACGGCAUACGUUAGUUGACGUCUAGUCAGUAAUUUUCAAAUACCAAAAUUCAGCCUUUCAUCUACUCUAUUGCCUUUGUCUUUCAAGGACCGAGACGAAGCCUGCAGAGGAAGCAUAGUUUUACUAUGCUGUUUCAGUGCUUUGCUUUGGCAGCACAUCUUCAGUCAAAUCCACCCGUCAAAAAGUUAGAAACCCCCGUCUGAAUUUGUAUUUUUUUUGUUUUUGCUCAUACUGUGUAGACGAGUGACGGGCAGUGCUUUCAUCCAUACUGCAUGGUCAAUGGGAGAGGUCCCUAUUGACUGGACUGCUGAGAUACAGAGCAAUACAUUCAUGCAGUCAAAAUGGGAUAAACAAACACAUGAAGAUGCACACAAUAAACACCAUGCUCAGUAGAAUUGAUUGACACACAUCUUAAUUAAUGAAGAACUCAAAGGUUCAAUAAGUUUGCCUUGCAUUUUAAUGUAUCGUAUUGCACCAAGCCAUUUCGGGCAAUUCUAUGUUUGGGAGUAUGAUUGAAUUUUGUGAGAAAAGUCAGCAACAUGAGCUGUGUGCAAACAUCACCAGGCUCUCCUGGUGAAUAAAACAAAUGACUCUGAGAUGACGAAUAAGACUACACUGUACUGUAUUUUGGAAGCAAGGGUUAUUUCGCCAGUGAGCAUGAGCAUAGCUGAUAACUGCUGAUUUACCACCCACUGUAAUGGACUCGCACAGAAGUUAUUGGGUAACACACAUCAUCCUGACUACUAUUUAAUCGGAAUGAACAACAAACAGCCAGAAAACUGCUCAUCAAAGACCUACAGCACUAUGAAAAAUUAUUUGCCUUCUCAAAUUCUUAUUUUUUUCCCCCCACUCAACAAUAAGGAAUAGACUUUACGAAAAUGGUAUCCAUGACAGGGUUCCAAGGCGAAAAUCACCACUGGCCAAAAACAACAUAAAGACUUGUCAUACUAUUGAAGAAAAUAAAUAAAUAAAAAAUGAAAAAAAUGACCAUUUAAAAACUCAAUUUUAUGUUUACUUGAGUUAUCUUUGUUGUUUUCAUUUAUUUGAUGAUCUUAAAUAUUCAAUGGAGAAACUAUGCAAAAAAGUCAGAUUUUGAGAAGAGGGCAAACAUUUUUUCACAGCACUCUACCUCUGGCUGUACUAGAUACUACAGUACUGGCAUCAUUACAUGAUUACAUGACACAGGCAGGAAAUUAAGUCACAAAUUAAAUUACAAAUUAAACCACCACUACAUUUCUUAUUAGUAUAGGGUUGAGGCGAUAACAGUUUCACAUGUGAUUGUCUGAAACUUCUGUAUGUACAGUACGCUUCUAACUUUGUGUUGCAGGUUUGAGACCCUUUCUGUUCCAGCAUGACUGUCCCUGUGCACCAAGCAAGGUCUUAAGACUUGCUUGGAUGAGUUUGGUGUGGUAGAUUUUACUGGGAAAUACAGUGCCAACUCAGUCCCAUCGAACACCUUCGUGAGAUGCAAGGACAGAGAUUUUGAGCCAGGCCCUCUUUUCCAACAUGAAUGACAUUAUAAAUGUUGUAGCUGUUGUGUCUUUUCAGUCCAUGUUAGUGUACCAAUAUUACAGUAUUGCCCAUAUAUAUAUAUAUAUAUAUAUAUAUACUGUAUAUGUAUUGAUACAUACUGUACAUUUGAACUGCACUCUGCUGUUGUUUUAUGAUAAACUCUCCAUGGUAGCAUGUUUCAAUCCAUAUUAUUGACAUUAAUCUUGCAAAUAAUAAGAUCAUAAGCACAGAUCGGUUAUCUUCACAUACACACAUACACAGAUGUAAAUUGAACAGUGUUCUAUUUUUACUUGCCUUUGUGCUGCAUGUUUGUUUUAUAUUUUUGGAUGUAUGUCCAACACUGUUGUACUCUCAAUUGCACAAGAUGUUGCACAAUGUUCUAAAAGUAAUUGUACGCCGUUUGUUGUAUACUGACUUUGUGUGUAAAUGUGACUAGUCAGGUAGGACAAACUCUGUCAGUACAUCUGUGACAAAUUCAUUGUGUUCCUUUGUCAUGGUUAUGAUUAGAACACACCAUUGUGAAUCUAAACCGUGACUUAUCAGUUAUAGAGGAUAUAUUAGGAUUUUCACCCAUACAGUAUGAGAACGAGAUCGUAUGUGUCUGUUGUGUUAUUACCCUCAACUUGAUAUCAGCAUCAAUUGCAUAUCUACGGCGUAUAGAAAUAAAGAAUAGAAAAUAAAUUAGGAUAGUCUUAAGAGCAUGGCCUAAUGUGAUUGUCAAGUCGCUUCUGCUGCACGAUGGAGAUAUUUCUCCAAAGAUCCGCCCUUUCAUGCAAUUAUCUUGCGCCUGUCAAAACUCAUGAUGCGUGACAUCACUGUGGAUGUGUCUGUUUUUUAUAAAUGAAUUAUUUCGAACCACACUAGGCUGUCGGUGGCAAGUGUGCAAGUAGAAAAGAAUAUGAUGGAAACACUACUACUACAUACUAGAUAGUAUAAAGCUAAUUGUGCAAAUGUUUUGUUCAAUGGGGUAAUUUUGGCAUAUUAACCAUAUUCAAUAAGAAUUUUGAUUGUGACAUUAUAAAUUAUAGUAGAGCAGGAAUGCUUAAAGUGCUUGAAUGACAAUUUCAUUUCAGCAGUAGCUUAUCUGUAAGUACUUGGCCUUUGAAUCCGGAGAGUUAUGGCCCAAGCACUGCUGACAAACUGGGCAAAAAAAUGAUGACUUGUUGUCAGACAGAUGUCAGUCUGCUUCUUGACUACUGUUGAGCAAGGCAAGGAGCGCCCGCACCUCACCCAGCGCAAGAGGUGCAACACUGUUUGCGUGCCUCUACAGUAUCACUCGGACAGUGUGUGAUCUUGUUCUUUGUGUGGAGAGCAUUUAAAAAAAAACAUACAACAGAUAUGUUAAAUUUCCCUGUGAGUUAUUACAACCAAUGAGGGGUUCAGAUGAUUUGAGAAGUAACUCAAACCUUGCUACUUACGACAUGCUAGCAGUUACCUCAUUAUGAUAGUUAGUUCUCAGCAGGAUGCUUUAAUUAUACAGUAGCUCCGAGUGCACAUUAAUAGGAGGCGCAUUCAUAAUCAGUGCGCCAAUUGGAAAUGAGGGACUCUACUAAAGAGCCAGUACACCAUAUACACUGUCACCCCUCUUAAAUUGUGAUCAACCAUGCAUCCACGUUCUAUACCGCUUACCUUGUUUGAUGUCAGAGCAAGAGCUGGAGGGAAUGGCGGACUACAAACUGGACUGGUUGCCAAUCAAUCACAGAAACAUUGCCUAUGGGUCAUUCAUUGGUAAUUUAUAUCACACCAGCUGCGCAAACGUCUGCUAUAUAUAAACCAUUAUACUACAAUGGCUUUCUACUUUGACUAAUACUGAUGUUUUAAUCCUAGCUCCAAGCACAAGGGAAAUAAAGAAACACCGAAUUAAACUCAGUUUGACUAAAGUUUACAUACACAAAAUACUGAAAAUAUGGCCAGGAAAUACAAUAGCACACAAACAUGUAUAGAAUCAUGGGUACAAAAAUAGUCUUGCUUGGCAGAGGGAGCAAAGCUAAAUACUACUUAACAAACACUGCUCUCUUUCUAAAUUUCAUACUGUCUACUUACAUUAACUAAUAGCUAAUUUAAUGUCAAGUCUUGUUUGGGCAAGUACUUUCUGUCUUAAGUUUAUCUGUAUGCAUUAGGUUAAAGUUAAGUGCAUGCUGGAUGUAAAAUGUCUGUAUUAAAGUUAAUUUUUCAAAAA